Molecule: messenger RNA, 1333 nt
Organism: Amorphotheca resinae ATCC 22711
Lineage: Eukaryota; Fungi; Ascomycota; Leotiomycetes; Helotiales; Amorphothecaceae
Exons: 1
Coding region: 497-886 (129 amino acids)
Source: RefSeq, a predicted model, not a curated record
GAGCGGCUCAGGUUCCAGCGCCGGCUCUGCCGCUCCCAGCUCGACUUCCAAGGCCGCUGGAGCUAUUCAGACCGCUGUUCCUGGAUUCGUCGCCGCAGCGGGUCUUGCAGCUCUCCUCCUGUAAUGACUGGAUCGCGUCUUGGUUGACGGAAAUGGGAUGGGGUGGGGAAGUGGUAAUGGUCUAAUUGGCGGACGUGCUUUGGUUGUUGAUACCCUCUUGCUUUCUUGCUCAUGUUUACCCAGCAUUGAGUCUUCAAAACGGUUUUUCUGCUGCGAUACGGUUUAACGCAUUACGGCAUUACGGCAUUACGGCAUCACUGACCCAAGGUCUUACACAUGGAAGCAUUUGACGCUUUCAGGCGAAAGACUAAUUCGAUAAUGAGUUCUCGAGGUGGCAGGCAUGGUUGUGCUCUCUGGAGGACAAACGUAAUGAUGAUGUAGCUAGAUGGAUUAUGCCAGGCAUGCAUUAAAUAAUACAAGUCGAUGAUAAUCAUGAAUGGAAUACUGCACACCCGGUGAUAUCUGUGUCUUGAUGUACGAAGUGUUGUCUGUAGGAUCUCUUGCUGACGAAUCGGACGGAAAUGGCCAAUCGGCAAACAGCUUCUCCACACUUACGAGUUGGGUAGCAUCCAGGAACAUGGCUGAGAGCAGCAUCAACAUCUAUCCAAGCAACGAACCUACUUGUACCCCCAUCUCUCGCCGCGGCCUAUCCAACGACUUCUACUGCGUCGUGGUCCCAAAACGCCCUAUCCCAUUGAACCCGUCGAACCACGCCGGCGCGGGCCUCGCUCAGCACAGAUCAAGCAUUGCUGAUACACAGACAGCGCCUACGAGAGAGUGCACAUGCUGCAUGCUGCAUGCUGCAUGCCGCGGGGGGUGGGUGUAAUAGAAGGAGGGGGAUGGACGGAUGGGAGGAUGGUUAUGAGUUUUCGUUCCGUGGGUGGAUAUGAUGGAGGAUGUUGAGGUCGCUGGGGAUUGAUUGAAGGUGAGCGCGUAAAGUCAGACAGUCAGUCAGUCAGUCAGUCGUGCCCAACAAUGGGCAAGAUGCAUUGCAUUGCAUGGCAUGGGGAUGGAAUGGAAUGGAAUGGAAUGGAAUGGAAUGGAAUGGAAUGGAACGAAGCAGCGACAACUCACAAGACCGACAGACAUACGGAUACUUGGGUAAAGAGAGGAGCGAGCGUAUAGAUAGAUGGUCUAAUCAUGGAUUAUUAGAGGGGGUGUGAGUGUGAGACUGUGAGUAUGAGUAUGCGGAGAGAGAAACUUAUUGAACGGAUGGAAAUGAGUGCCAUCCCCUGGAGGCUGACGCUCCCUCAACUGCGCGCGAGCCGAGCCG